This is a messenger RNA of Syngnathoides biaculeatus (alligator pipefish), 1775 nucleotides long. RefSeq names its product aprataxin and PNKP like factor (gene aplf). The transcript is spliced from 11 exons. The coding region runs from base 155 to 1336 and encodes 393 amino acids. Lineage: Eukaryota; Metazoa; Chordata; Actinopteri; Syngnathiformes; Syngnathidae. Gene Ontology annotation, molecular function: 3'-5' exonuclease activity; DNA-(apurinic or apyrimidinic site) endonuclease activity; protein binding. Gene Ontology annotation, biological process: double-strand break repair. The record is from RefSeq and is a predicted model, not a curated record. Gene Ontology annotation, cellular component: site of double-strand break; nucleus.
GCGUUCUCCUACCAGGAAGUACCGUGGUAGCGUGAGUUUGUUUGUUGUUUUAUUUUUCUUCUUCUUCUUCUUGGAAAUAUUCGUCAGAGGAGAGGAUAUUUUAUUUAUUUAUUUUACAAUACUCGAGUUCUUCAACAGCUAAUCUUUUGAACCAAUGUCCGGCUUCGAGCUGAUCCCGUUGCACGGCGGGGACGCCAUCCGCCUUCCCACUGGAGAGAGCGUUGUGGGCCGUGGUCCUUUCCUCCGAGUGAGUGACAAGAGAGUGUCCAGACAUCACGGCCUGCUGGACAACCAAGAUGGACGACUGCGCCUCAAACCGACACACUUGAACCCAUGCUUCCUGCAGUCGUCCCUCGCUGACGACCCUCGACCCCUGCAGAAAGACGCGUGGUGCCCCCUUGACCACGGAGACAUCUUCUCACUGCUACCAGGACAGCUCAUGUUUCGAGUGGCGGAGGUGGGCGGACGAGCGUUAAUCAGCCCCCUCAGAGCAAGUGCCAUGCGUGAGGGCAAUGCAAAUCCUGUUUCACCCCGGAGAAUCUCCCCCUCUUCUCCUGGUUGUCAUGGCGACGAGUCAGCGGCGCCCAACCAGGAGGCGACGUUAGCAGGAGAGGCUCUAAAAGAGAAAGUGCUUGUGGGCAGACAUGCAGCAGCGUCGCCUUCACCUCGCAAGAAACGAAUUUUACCUCCGUGGAUGAUGGCGGCCGUUAACUCGUCCAGCGCUACCCCGAGCCGCCAAGGCGCCAAGAAAAGCCGACAGACCGGCGACGACAAGAAGACAAAAGACAAGAGGAUGAGGAAAGGAGACGGACGUGCAGACGUCGCGUCAUCGCACGAGCAUCUCGCCAACGUGGAAGAGGACAACGGGCAACUGCGGGAAGUUGACGGGGUCGCCAUGGAGAUGGAGGAGGAGGGCCAACCCGGGAAGUGUGAUGUCAUUCCGAGGACGCAACAAAACACAAGUGCAAAAGCCAAAGAAAAAGACAAGCCCCCUUCCAGAUUGCGAACUCCCUGCCCCUACGGAAAAGACUGCUACAGGAAAAACCCUCUCCACUUCCAGGAGUGCAGCCAUCCGGGAGACUCCGACUAUGAGGAGGAAGAGGACGAAGAGCGACCCGAGUGUCCCUACGGGGUCGACUGCUACAGGAAGAAUCCUCUUCAUCGCAAACAAUAUAAACACACGAAGAGCGCAGCUCGCAGCAGGCGGGCCGCCACCAAGGCGAGGGCAGCGUCCGGCGCGGACUCGGAUUCGGACUCCGGCGACAGCUUCAUCAACGACAACAGCGACGACGUCGAUGCCGACUCCGACUACGCCCCUCCGGCUGACUCGGACUGAUUCCCGUCGCCUGACUCUGACUAGGAUGAGGGUGUGAAACAACCGCGGAGAGCAAACCUGGACCUUCAUGAAAGUCAGCAAGUAAACCUGGUGCAAAAUGGGACACCAGAGCUACCGUCAACACUUUUUUGCAGUGUUUAAUGCGCCACCCACAUGUGGGUCACUGGUCUUCAGACUGCUUCUCAACAUAGUUUUGACACCUGAAUGAGUCAAUGGAUGUGUUUACUCCAAAAGAGUCAACAGAUACUUUUUUUUUUUUUUUUUUUUACUCCAAAAGAAUCAACUGAUACUCUGAAAAAUUGUACACAAAAGAGUCAAAAUGUAUCUUUAAUCAGCAAGGGUCCAUAAAUGCUUUUAGUCUGAAAAACAACUGAUUCGUUUUUGCCCAAAAAGAAUGAAUUGAUACUUUUAGUUUAAAAGACACAACAGAUUUUACUCU